GGAUCUGAUGAGCUUCUUUCUUCUGGCAUCAUUAACGGGUCUUUUACCAUGAACAGUUCUACUACUUCUACAGCUAAUGGGAAUGACAACAAAAAAUUUAAAGGAGAUAGACCUCCGUGUUCACCUUCCCGUGUUCUCCAUCUUCGCAAAAUUCCAAAUGAUGUCACUGAAGCAGAGGUCAUAUCAUUAGGUCUACCAUUUGGCAAAGUAACUAAUCUUUUGAUGUUGAAAGGAAAAAGCCAGGCUUUCUUAGAAAUGGCUUCUGAGGAAGCUGCUGUUACCAUGGUGAAUUAUUACACUCCUGUUACUCCUCAUCUCCGAAGCCAGCCUGUUUAUAUUCAGUAUUCCAAUCACAGAGAACUUAAGACUGACAAUCUACCUAAUCAAGCUAGAGCCCAAGCAGCAUUGCAGGCCGUCAGUGCUGCCCAUUCAGGAAGCCUGGCCCUUUCUGGAGCGCCUACCAAUGAAGGCACAGUACUGCCUGGGCAGAGCCCUGUGCUACGAAUAAUUAUUGAGAACCUCUUUUACCCUGUUACUCUGGAAGUUCUUCACCAGAUAUUUUCAAAAUUUGGCACAGUCUUGAAGAUUAUCACCUUUACAAAGAAUAAUCAGUUUCAAGCUUUGCUUCAGUAUGCUGACCCAGUGAAUGCACAUUAUGCCAGAAUGGCUCUGGAUGGCCAGAAUAUCUACAAUGCGUGCUGCACUCUGCGCAUUGACUACUCCAAGCUCACCAGCCUUAAUGUGAAAUACAACAAUGACAAAAGCAGGGACUUCACCCGCUUAGACCUCCCCACUGGCGAUGGCCAGCCAUCCCUUGAGCCUCCGAUGGCUGCUGCUUUUGGUGCACCAGGUAUAAUUUCCUCACCAUAUGCAGGGGCUGCUGGAUUUGGCCCAGCCAUUGGAUUUCCUCAAGCUACAGGUCUUUCAGUCCCUGCUGUUCCUGGAGCUCUUGGUCCUCUUGCAAUCACCUCUUCUGCUGUCACUGGAAGGAUGACCAUUCCGGGGGCUGCUGGCAUACCAGGAAAUUCAGUCCUGCUCGUCACCAAUCUCAAUCCUGAUCUGAUCACACCACAUGGGCUUUUUAUUCUAUUUGGCGUGUAUGGUGAUGUCCAUCGAGUGAAGAUUAUGUUUAAUAAGAAAGAAAAUGCCUUGGUUCAGAUGGCAGAUGCAAAUCAGGCUCAACUAGCAAUGAACCAUCUUAGUGGUCAGAGACUUUAUGGAAAAGUGCUUCGUGCCACAUUGUCCAAACAUCAAGCAGUUCAGCUUCCCCGAGAGGGACAAGAAGACCAAGGUCUGACUAAGGAUUUCAGCAACAGUCCUUUGCAUCGCUUUAAAAAGCCCGGCUCUAAAAACUUCCAGAAUAUCUUUCCACCAUCAGCCACUCUACAUCUUUCUAACAUCCCCCCUUCUGUCACAGUGGAUGAUCUGAAGAACCUUUUCACAGAAGCUGGAUGUUCAGUGAAGGCUUUUAAAUUUUUUCAGAAAGAUCGCAAAAUGGCACUCAUUCAGUUGGGGUCCGUGGAAGAGGCAAUCCAGGCCCUCAUUGAGCUUCAUAACCAUGACCUUGGAGAAAAUCACCACCUCAGAGUUUCCUUUUCAAAAUCCACAAUCUGACUUUUCUGUGAAUUUUUCUCUAAGACUGGACCGUGAUUUCGUGAAACCUUCAGACAAAGACUGAAACAGCUCAAGACCAAUUCUGCCUCUUUCACAAAAACAACUAAAAACUCCUACUGAGUUUGAUAUUGAAGUAUAUUAACAAAUCAAGGGUGUUCCUUUAUUCCCCUGCUAGUAUGUGAUCUAUAAAAAGGUUUAUUUUUCCUUUACACCGUAGUUUUUUUGAAAAUAACCUUCAGAAAAAAAUAUUUUUCAGGACUUUAAUCUCCUUAUUGAACUGAAUCUCAAGAGG
Molecule: messenger RNA, 1906 nt
Organism: Orycteropus afer afer
Lineage: Eukaryota; Metazoa; Chordata; Mammalia; Tubulidentata; Orycteropodidae
Source: RefSeq, a predicted model, not a curated record